GUCCAACGUGAAUGAGUUACCUGCACGGUAGCUGCAGGCCGAGCUCUAACCAGAUAACGUGGCCCUCGGUUCCUGGCAGAGGGAAACAAGAUCAUCUAGAAAGAAAAGAUAAUUUCUCCCUUGAGUCACAACGAGACAGAAACAGAAAAAAGCACCAAAGCUAUGUUGCUCCAAUCAAAGCUGAAAAUGCUUUUAAUGUCUGAGCAAUCUUAAGAGGAUUGAUUUAAGUGGACACCAUGACUAUCUGGCUGAUCUCUCUGAUGAGUAUUGAAGUUCUACUUUGGGCAGUACCUUACCUGAGUUUACGUAUUGAACCUGGAGAAGGCAGUCUUGCGGGGGGAACGUGGAUCACAGUCAUUCUUGAUGGUUUGGGAUUGGGUGUCCUUUACCCCACCAAUGGCUCUCAAAUGGAGAUACACCUGGUGAACAUGAACGUGGCCAUGUCUGCACUGCCUACUAUCCCCUGUGAUGUCUUUCCCGUGUUUUUGGAUUUGCCCGUGGUGACAUGCCGGACAAGAUCUCUGCCUUCUGAAGCACAUGAGGCUCUGUACUCCCUAGAAGUGUACUUUGGAGGACAGGCAAUAGGCAGCCCAAGUCCAGGAGCACAAGAAAGCUGUACUUUCAAGUUUUCCAAGGCACAGACACCCAUUGUUUACCAAGUUCAUCCAUCAAGUGGAGUUCCAGGAGAACUAAUACAUGUACAUGGCUGGAUUAUCACUGGGAAAUUGGAAACCUUCGAUGUUGACACUGAGUACAUUGACAGCCCAUUGAUCUUGGAAGCUCAAGAAGACAAAUGGAUGACUCCUUGCUCUCUUGUAAACAGGCAGACAGGAAGCCGCUAUCCCAUUCAGGAAGACCAUGGCCUUGGGACUCUGCAGUGCCGUGUGGAAGGCAACUACAUCGGCUCCCAGAAUGUUAGUUUCUCAGUGUUUAACAAAGGAAAGUCCAUGGUUGACAAGAACGCAUGGCUGAUCAGUGCCAAGCAAGAGCUUUUCCUGUACCAGACAUACUCAGAAGUACUAUCUGUGUUUCCAGAAACCGGGAGCCUCGGGGGAAGAACAGACAUCACAAUUAUAGGAGACUUCUUUGACAACUCUGCCCAGGUUACUAUUGCAGGCAUUCCAUGUGAUAUCAGACGCGUGUCUCCCAGGAAGAUUGAAUGCACCACUAGGGCUCCAGGAAAAGAUGCCAGGCUCACUGCUCCUCAAGCUGGCAAUCGAGGGCUUCUGUUUGAAGUUGGAUAUGCUGCCAAGGGCUUGGCACUGAUGGAAGCCACCCCUGGGUACAGGUGGCAGAUUGUCCCUAAUGCCAGUUCUCCAUCUGGAUUUUGGUCAAAGGAAGGACAGCCUUUCAGAGCACGGCUCAGUGGGUUCUUUGUGGCUCCAGAGACAAAUAAUUACACUUUCUGGAUCCAGGCAGACAGCCAAGCUUCCCUGCAUUUCAGUGGGUCAGAGGAGCCCAGGACUAAGGUGAAAGUGGCCUCCAUUGGGGUUGGCACUGCUGACUGGUUUGACUCCUGGGAGCAGCAUGGGGGUGAAGGGAUGUGGAAGCAGAAGACGCCCAAGUUGGAGCUGUUGGGCGGAGCCAAGUACUACCUGGAAGCAGAGCAUCAUGGGAUAGCCCCCAGCACAGGGAUGAGAAUCGGUGUCCAGAUUCAUAACACCUGGCUGAGUCCUGAUGUGGUCACCACUUACCUCCAGGAGAAGCACCAGAUCCGAGCCCGAGCCCAGAGGCUUCCGGAAAUACAGGUGCUGAAUGUGUCAGGCAACGGAAACUUCUUUCUUAUGUGGGACAAUGUUUCUAGUCAGCCAAUCCCUGCAAAUGCCACAGCCCAUCAGAUUCAAACAACCAUUGAGGAGUUACUUGCAGUAAAAUGCAAACUGGAACCUCCUUCAGCUAAUGUCCUACUGCGGCUUGGAUUUGAACAAGGUCCAGAAGUUUCCAGCUCUGAUGGGGACCUCACCAGUGGGUCAGAGCCUUUCUGUGGCAGGUUCAGCCUCCAUCAGCCUCGACACCUUGUUCUGAUGCCCCCAGCUGCCCAGAAGGGCUAUCAGUUAGAUCAGCACAUACAUCUGUGUCUUGCCUACAAAGGCCACACGAAUAUGACCGUGAAGAUGACUGUGUCCUACACAACCGGCUUUCACAACAUGGCGCAGAAGAAUAUCACCUGUGAUUGGACUCUCAUGAAGACCAGUCCCAAGAGAUGGCGUUUCACUUGCACUGACCUCUGGGAGACAUGUGUGUGGCGUUCCGGGGAUGUCCACCUGCUUCAGGCAGACUCCCCAGUGCUGGUUCAUCAGAUUGACCUUCUGCUUCUGGCUCAGGAGACGGGCGUGCUCUUUGUGGAUGAAAUUAUUAUUGCAGACACAAACAUAACAGUUUCUCAAGCUGAUUCUGGAACAGCUCGUCCAGGUGGGAACCUGGUGGAAUCAGUUUCUGUGGCGGGGUCCCCUCCAGUCUACAGUGUGACCUCCUGGCUGGCUGGAUGUGGCACGGAGCUCCCGCUCAUCUCUGCACGCUCUGUGCCCACUGAAGGAACAGAAGAAGGAUCUGGACUGGACCGGGUGACAACACAGAGACUACAGAGGACGAGUCCACCGUUAGGAGGACACUUUUACAUCCACCUUUCUAAUACAGUGAUUCUUGAUGUCCCUGUGCACAUUUCUGCAAGUCGCCUUCACAAGCUUUUGCAGAACAAUGCUGAUGCUGUCACCUCCAGAUACCUCAACGCCAGUGACUUCGCUGUGAAGGAGGAUCUGAACACUUGCUAUGAACAUGUGUGGACCCUGUCCUGGUCCACCCAGAUUGGGGAUUUGCCCAAUUUUAUCAGGGUCUCUGAUGGAAAUCUUACCGGACUGAAUCCUGUUGCAACCACUCGUGUGAUAUAUGAUGGGGGAGUUUUCCUUGGACCUGUAUUUGGAGACAUGUUAGCUACUGCCAACCACAACACUCAGGUGGUUGUGCAAGUGAAUGACAUACCAGCUCAUUGCCCAGGCUCUUGUUCUUUCCAGUACCUCCAAGCCUCAACUCCCUGGGUCCAUUCUAUGUGGUAUUCUCUUGAUGCUGACACCAACCUACUGGUUUACAUUGCUGGAACUGGUUUCUCUAGUGACUCCAAGUCCUUGCAGGUUACGGUGAACCAAACAAACUGCAGAGUUAUUUUCUCAAACCAAACAAAUGUGGUCUGUCACACGGACCUGCUACCAGUGGGAGAGCAUCAGAUCUUGAUGUUGGUGAGAACCUCUGGUCUUGCCAUCAAUGCCAGUGGAGAAGGCCUCUUCCUGAAGGUGGAGCCUAGAGUGGAUGCUGUGGAACCUUCCAGAGCUGCAGAGAUUGGAGGGCUCUGGGCCACCAUCCGAGGCUCUAGUUUGGAAGAUGUUAGACUGGUGUUCUUUGGGUCUCAGUCUUGUGCCAUCAAUGUCACCACAAGCAGUUCACGAAGAAUUCAAUGCAGAGUUCCACCUAUGGGCAAAGAUGGACACAUUGUGAAUGUGACUGUCGUCAGAGGGGACCAUUCUGCAGUACUUCCCAGAGCAUUUACGUAUGUCUCCUCUUUAAAUCCAGUGAUUGUGACUCUCAGCAGAAACAGAAGCAACAUAGCAGGAGGCGAGACCCUGCUCAUUGGAAUGACGUCCCUGAUGAACUCGACAGAUUUAGCCGUGGAGGUCCACGUUGGUGGUGCCCGAGCUGUGGUUCGUGCACAGAUGGCUUGGGGCUUGGAGGUGGUGCUUCCCGCCCUGCCAGCCGGCCUCCACGGGCUAUCCGUCUCUAUCAACGGAGUCAGCAUUUGCUCGCAAGGGGUUGAUCUCCACAUCCGGUACAUCACAGAAGUUUUCAGCAUCCAGCCGAGCUGUGGGUCCCUUCUGGGUGGCACCUUCCUCAGCAUCUCAGGAAUAGGAUUUAGCAGGGACUCAUCUUCUGUUUGGGUGCUCAUGGGCAAUCAGUCCUGUGACAUUGUGAAUGUUACAGAGGUGAGCAUCUGUUGCAAGACCCCUCCAGCUCCCCAGAUGCCUGAUGCAGAUGCUGUCCCAGCCCCUGUAGAGGUCUGGGUUGGCAACGUGUCCUUCACCCAUGGAUCUUCAGUGAGCUUGGUGGGGAAGGGCUUCACUUUCAUGUAUGAAGCAGCAGCAACACCAGUGGUCACUUCCCUGCAAGGAGAAAUCACAAAUAGCAGCCUGAGGCUGUAUGUGGGAGGAAGUAACCUCUCCAAUUCAGUCGUCCUUCUGGGGAGCUUCACCUGCGAUCUUGAGACAUGGUCUUCCCAGAGCAGCGUGAACCUGUUUGGAUGUUCCUUUCCUUUUCCCAGCUUAGAGGCAGGCAUCUACCCCUUCCAAGUACAUCAGAAGUGGAUGGGAUUGGCUAAUACAUCUGCAGUGCCCCAGCAAUUUGUGAUGACACCUUGGAUAAUGGCUGUCUCUCCAACCCAUGGCUCUGUGUGUGGGGGGACAGUACUGACUGUGAGGGGGCUGGCUCUCAACUCUAGAAGGAGAUCAGUUCAGGUUGACCUUUCAGGUCCUUUCACCUGUGUGGUUUUGAGUUUGGGAGACCACACCAUUCUUUGCAAGGUUAGCCCUGUGGAUGACCCUUUGCCCGGAACUUCCUUCAGCCUGGAUGUCACAGUCUUGGUCAAUGGCGUGACCAGUGAGUGUCAGGGGAAUUGCACUCUCUUCAUGCAGAAGGAGACAACUCCUGUGGUGAACGCCAUGACCACAAACAUCAGUGGGUCUCUGACAACUGUGCUGAUUAGGGGUCAGAGGUUAGGCACCACAACCAACAAGCUGAUGGUGUUUGUGGAUGAUCAACUUCCUUGCAAUGUGACUUUCUUUAAUGCAAGCUACAUGGCAUGCCAGAUAAGUGACUUGAUUCCAGGACCCCACUACCUAUCAGUUUUUCAUGCACGAAAUGGGUAUGCUUGUUUUGGUAACAUUUCCAGGCACUUCUACAUAACACCUCAAGUGUUUCAUUAUUUUCCUAAGCAUUUCAGCAUAUAUGGUGGAAGUCUGUUGGCCAUAGAGGGCACAGCCCUAAGGGGAAAGAACACCACAUCAGUCUCCAUUGGCCAGCAAGCAUGCCUGACAGUGGACAUCAGUGCUGAGCUCAUCCAGUGUGUUAUUCCUGCAGGGAAUGGCUCUGUUGCCCUGGAAAUCGAGGUAGAUGGACUUUUAUUCCAUAUUGGAACCAUUGAUUACAGCCACGACUUCACCCCAGAAUUGCUCUCUUUUUCUCAGAGUGACGACAUCUUAACCUUUGCAGUGGCCCAAAUCUCAGGAGCUGCAAAUAUUGAUAUCUUUAUUGGGAUGUCACUCUGUGUGGGUGUCUCUGGUAAUCACACUGUCCUCCAGUGCAUGGUCCCUUGCCUUCCUGCUGGGAAGUACCGUGUCAGAGGUUAUGACCACAUCAGAGGGUGGGCCUCAUCUCUCCUGGUGUUCACUUCAAGAGUUAUUAUUACAGCAGUGACCAAGAACUUUGGCUACCUGGGUGGAGGUCUUGUGCAUGUCUUUGGAACAGGAUUUUCUCCAGGGAAGAUCUCAGCUGCUGUGUGUGGUGCUCCCUGCAGAAUCUUGGCUAAUGCUACAGUGUCGGCCUUCAGCUGCUUGGUGCUCCCCUUGGAUGUGUCGAUGGCUUUCCUGUGUGGCCUGAAGCGCAAGGAGGACAACUGUGAGGCCACCAGUUGCACCUAUGUGCAGUGUGAUUUGACUGUUGCUGUGGGGACAGAGAGACUGCCUGAGUCAUGGCCUUACCUCUACAUUUGCGAAGAAAGUGCUCAGCGCCUCUUUGUGCCAGAUCACUGGACAGAGACAGUGUUUCCAUUUUCAUUUUCAGGCCUCUUCAUCAGCCCUAAAGUGGAAAGAGAUGAAGUUCUCAUCUAUAAUAGCUCCUGUAACAUUACCAUGGAAACUGAGGCAGAGAUGGAGUGUGAGACGCCUAAUCAGCCAAUUACCGCCAAGAUUACUGAGAUACGGAAAAGCUGGGGCCAGAACACUCAGGGCAACUUUUCCUUUCAGUUUUGCCAGAGAUGGUCCAGGGCUCACAGCUGGUUUCCCGAGAGAGUGCCACAAGAUGGCGACAAUGUCACAGUGCAGAAAGGCCAGCUGCUUCUGCUUGACACCAAUACAAGCAUCCUGAACUUGCUGCACGUUAAAGGGGGAAAGCUCAUUUUCCUGGCUCCAGGACCCAUUGAACUCAGGGCCCAUGCCAUCCUUGUUUCUGAUGGUGGAGAGCUCCGAAUUGGAUCUGAGGACAAACCCUUCCAAGGCAAAGCUCGGAUCAAACUCUAUGGAAGUUCCUACUCCACCCCGUUCUUUCCUUAUGGAGUCAAGUUCCUGGCUGUGAGGAAUGGAACUCUUUCCCUGCAUGGUUCACUACCAGAAGUAAUUGUCACCCAUCUUCGAGCAGCUGCCCAUGCCCAAGACACAGUGUUGGCUCUAGAAGAUGCUGUAGACUGGCAGCCUGGGGAUGAAGUUGUCAUCAUCAGUGGGACAGAUGUCGAAGGUGUCAGACCAAUGGAAGAGAUUGUCAUUGUGGAAACUGUGCACAACACAGACCUCUAUCUUAGGUCACCCUUGAGAUAUUCUUACAACAUUACAGAGAAUUCGGUGGCUGGAGAGCACCAUAUUUUAAAAGUCACCUUAGCUCUUCUGAGCAGGAGUAUUACCAUACAAGGAAAUCUCACCAAGGAGAGGAUGCAGCUCCUUGCUUCAUGCCAGGAAGCCAGUGCUUCAGAAGGUAAUCAGAAGCACUGUUUGUAUUCCAUGAGUGAGAGGAUGCUGGGAUCUAGAGAUCUGGGGGCCAGUGUGAUCAUUCAGUCUUUCCCAGAAGAGCCCAGCUGGGUCCAGUUGAAGGGAGUGCAAUUCCAAGACUUGGGGCAAGCCUUCCAGAAGCAUCUGAGCUCACUCACUCUGGUGGGAAUGCUGAGAGAUUCCUAUGUGGAGGGCUGCACAGUGCGGAACUCCUUCAGUAGAGGCCUUGGCAUAUGCAGGACUGUUGGCUUGAAGGUGGAAAGUAAUAUUUUCUACAAUAUUUUAGGCCAUGCCUUGCUGGUGGGGACAUUCAUGGAGAUAAGACAUAUCUCUUGGGAGGCUAUUCCUGGAAGAAAAAAUGACCUGUUAGAACUGGGAAAUAUAGUAAGAAACAAUGUGAUCAUCGGUGUUUCUGGUGCCGAGGGCCUCUCCAAUCCUGAGAUGCUGACACCAUCUGGUAUCUACAUCCGCAAUCCCACCAACAUCAUAGAGGGGAACAGAGUGUGUGCUUCUGGCUUUGGCUACUUUUUCCAUCUUGUGACCAGAAAGACAUCACAAGCUCCACUUCUCUCCUUUACUCAGAACGUUGCACAUUCUUGUACAAGGUAUGGUCUCUUUGUAUACCCUAAGUUUCAGCCACCUUGGGAUAAUGGCACGAGCCCCACCCUGUUCCAGAACUUCACAGUUUGGGAAAGUGUAGGUGGUGCUCAGAUUUUUAGAAGUAGCAAUCUUCACCUGAAAAACUUCCAAGUUCAUUCAUGCCGAGAUUUUGGAAUUGACAUCUUGGAAAGUGAUGCAAAUACUUCAGUUACUGACAGCUUAUUACUUGGUCAUUUUGCCCACAAGGAAGGCCUGUGUAUGUCAGCUGGGAUUAAAACUCCCAAAAGAUGGGAACUGAUGGUAUCUAACACUGCCUUUGUUAAUUUUGAUCUCAUCAACUGUGUGGCCAUAAGAACCUGUUCGGGCUGUUCCCAGGGACAAGGUGGAUUUACUGUGAAGACCAACCAAUUGAAGUUUACAAACUCUCCAAACUUAGUAGCAUUUCCAUUUCCUCAUGCAGCAAUUUUGGAAGACUUGGAUGGGUCUCUGUCUGGGGAAAAUACAAAUCACAUUCUCCCUUCUAUGGAAACCCUUCCAGCUUCUUGUUUGAUCAAUGAGAGCUUCAGUAGAAUUGUGCCCGGAAGUGUCUGUGGGGGAGGUGCUCGCUUUCAUCGUAUGUCUAUUGGUUUAGCUCAUGCUGCUGAUACCCCUUAUGAUUUAACCAUGACUGACAGCAGAAAUAAGACAACCACUGUCAAUUAUGUCCAUGAUACAUUGUCUAAUCUUCAUGGCUGGAUGGCUCUGCUCUUGGACCAAGAGACUUAUUCCUUGAGGUUUGAGAAUCCUUCAAGCAACAGAUCUCUGCAGUACUCAGCAACCUUUGACAACUUUGCUCCUGGGAAUUCCCUCCUGCUGGUGCACACAGACCUGCCGCCUUCCCCUGACAUCCUCAUAAGAUGCGGGAGUCACGUGGGUCUGUCUCUUCCAUUUCUUCCAUCACCUGGUCAGAACCAAGGCUGUGACUGGUUCUUCAAAACCCAGUUGAGACAACUCACCUACCUGGUUGCAGGCGAAGGCCAAGUUCAAGUAAUUGUCCAGGUGACAGAAGGUGCAUCUCCGACUAUUUCAGCUUCUACUUCGGCACCUGAAUCAGCUUUAAAAUGGUCUCUCUCUGAAACAUGGCAAGGUGUUGAUGAGGGCUGGGGAGGACACAACCACACCAUUCCAGGCCCAGGGGAUGACGUCCUGAUUUUACCCAACAGGACUGUCCUUGUGGAUACAGACCUUCCAUUCCUCAGAGGCCUCUAUGUGAUGGGGACUUUAGAUUUCCCUGUGGACAGAAGCAAUGUUCUGAGUGUGGCGUGCAUGGUCAUUGCAGGCGGGGAGCUGAAAGUUGGUACUUUAGAAAAUCCCUUAGAAAAAGAACAGAAGCUUCUGAUUCUCCUUAGAGGUUCAGAGGGAGUCUUUUGUGACCGUCUCGAUGGAAUUCGUAUUGAUCCAGGAACAAUUGGGGUUUAUGGGAAAGUUCAGCUUAACGGUGCUUAUCCUAAGAAAUCGUGGACACGUCUUGGAGCUGACAUUGCCUCAGGGAAUGAGAGAAUUAUUGUAGAGGAUGCAGUGGACUGGAGACCCCAUGACAAAAUUGUCCUCAGCUCUUCUUCUUAUGAGCCUCAUGAAGCAGAGGUCCUCACUGUGAAAGAAGCCCAGGGCCACCACAUUAGGAUUCAUGAACGGCUCAAACACCGGCACAUUGGAAGUGUCCACGUCAUGGAUAAUGGCAGGCAUAUUCGUUUGGCUGCUGAGGUUGGACUGUUGACCCGCAAUAUACAAAUUCAGCCUGACAUUUCGUGUAGAGGGAGACUGCUUGUGGGGUCCUUCAGAAAUUCCAACAGGGAAGAAUUUUUAGGUGUCCUUCAACUUUUAAAUGUGGAAAUUCAGAACUUGGGGUCACCAUCGUGCUCAUCCAUUGAAUUCACCAGUGUGUCAGGAAAAUCCUGGGUAACAUCUUCUACUCUGCACCAGAGCUGUGGUGGUGGCAUCCGUGCAGCUGCCAGUCAUGGAAUACAUUUAAAUGACAAUGUGGUGUUUGGCACAGCUGGCCAUGGCGUGGAUUUGGAGGGUCAGGCCUAUUCUCUCACUAACAACCUGGUGGUUCUGGUGACACAGCCAGUGUGGUCUAGUGUUUGGGUGGCAGGAAUCAAAGUGAACCAUGCAAAGGACAUUGACCUUCAUGGCAAUGUUGUGGCUGGAUCAGAGAGACUUGGCUUUCACAUCCGAGGCCACCAGUGCCCCUCACCUGAAGUGCUUUGGUCUGACAAUGUGGCCCACUCAAGCCUUCAUGGCCUUCACCUCUAUAAAGAAAGUGAACUUGGAAACUGCACUGGUAUCUCUGGCUUCUUGGCUUUCAAGAACUUUGACUAUGGUGCCAUGCUACACGUGGAGGACAGGAUGGAGAUAGAGAACAUCACUCUGGUAGACAAUGUUGUCGGUCUUCUGGCAGUAGUGUAUGUGUCUCCAGCGUCACAGAAUGCAAUGGAAAAUGUGCAAAUUGUGCUUAGGAAUUCAGUCAUUGUGGCCACCAGCUCCUCUUUUGACUGCAUUCAGGACAGAGUGAAGCCUCACUCAGCCAACGUGACAUCAGCGGAUCGAGCUCCUUCCAAUCCAAGAGGGGGCCGAGUUGGGAUUCUGUGGCCUGUAUUCACCUCGGAACCAAAUCAGUGGCCUCAGACGCCAUGGCACAAAGUGAGGAAUGGCCAUGCAGUUUCAGGAAUCGUAAAACUUCAAGAUGUCACCUUUACUGGUUUUGUGAAAAGUUGCCAUAGCAAUGACCUGGAUGUCUGCUUUCUGCCAAAUAUAGAAAGCACUGGAAUAAUGCCCCCAAUAACAGCAGAGAGGACCCGGAUGCUAAAGAUGAAAGAUAAAAACAAGUUCUACUUUCCUCUGUUACAGCCCAGGAAAGAUUUAGAAAGAGAAGUCUGUGCUGAAUCCAAUUGUGAAAAUCCAAGAAAAUAUCUCUUUAAAGAUCUGGACGGGAGAGCCCUGGGUCUGCCUCCACCUGUUUCUGUAUUUCCUAAAACUGAGGCAGAAUGGACUGGAUCCUUCUUCAACACAGGUACAUUUAGAGAAGAACAGAAAUGCACAUACAGAUCACUGCUACAUGGCUAUAUCUGCAAACAGACUGACCAUGUGGUCCUAGUUCUUGAUAAUGCUGAUGACAUGUGGACAAUCCAGAAGUUAUAUCCAGUUGUUUCUGUGACUGGCGGUUUUGUCGACACCUUUAGUGGGGUAAAUGCCAAUACUUCCUGUUCUGCCUUCAGGUCUGUGUCAACUUUCUAUUCCAUUUUACCAAGUAGGGAAAUCACCAAGGUCUGCUUUGCAGAUCGAACUCCUCAAGUUCUGCGUUUCUUUCUAUUGGGCAAUGAAAGCAGUUCUAAACUUCUCGUGGCUAUAUUCUACCAUGAGCUCCAGAGCCCCCAUGUUUUCCUGAGAGAAAAUUUUAUUCCACCCAGUCUGGCUCAAUCAACUUCCUUCUUGCUAAAUGAAUCUAUUGGCGUCAACUAUUUCAACGUCAUGGACAACCUAUUGUAUGUUGUCCUGCAAGGAGGAGAGCCCAUUGAAAUACGCUCAGGGAUUUCUAUUCAUUUAGCCCUCACUGUGACAUUUUCGGUCUUGGAAAAAGACUGGGAAAGAAUGAUACUUGAAAGACUAACCAGCUUCUUACAGAUUGGACAACACCAAAUCAGAUUUGUUCAGGAGAUGCUUGGCAACGAAGGGACCCUAAAGGCCAUUGCUGACAGUACAGCAAAAAGAAAACGGAAUUGCCCAUCUGUGACUUGUACCAGUCAUUAUAGAAGAGUUGGUCAACGUAGACCUCUCACGAUGGAAAUGUCCUCAUAUGGGGUCUCACCACCAACCACUAUGGAACCUAUCUCAAAAGUGAUCGUGAUUGAAAUUGGUGAUUUGCCAACAGUAAGGAGCACUGUAAUGAUUCCAUCCUUGUCCAAUAACGAAUUACAGAAUUUGGCUCACCAAGUCAUCACUGCUCAACAGACUGGAGAACUAGAGAGUAUUCUGAAUGUGACUAUAGGGGCCCUACUAGUGACUCAGCCGAAGGGAGUCCUUGGCUAUGGAAAUACAAGCAGCUUUACAAGUGGGAACUUGGUCUAUAUUCGGCCCUAUGCUCUUUCCAUCCUCGUCCAGCCUUCAGAUGGAGAAGUGGGAAAAGAACUGCCGGUGCAACCACAGCUCAUGUUUCUGGAUAAGCAGAAUCGAAGAGUGGAGUCCUUGGGGCCCCCCUCAGAGCCUUGGACCAUUUUAGCUUCCCUGGAAGGGACAUCAGAUUCAGUGCUACAAGGGUGCACCCAAGAAGAAACUCACGAUGGUUAUGUAAGCUUCUCCAACUUGGCAGUCUUGAUCUCUGGGUCAAAGUGGCACCUUAUUUUCACCGUCACUUCCCCUCCAGGAGCCAAUUUUACAGCUCGAUCCAGGUCAUUUGCUGUCUUGCCUGUGACUAGAAGGGAGAAGUUGACCAUCAUCCUGGCUGUUUCUGUGAGCUCCGUGGUCUCGUGGCUGGCUCUGAGCUGUCUGGUGUGCUGUUGGUUUAAGAAAAACAAAAGCUAUAGAAAAACAAAACCUGAAGAGAUUUCUGACUCCCAGACUAAUGAUCAAAAGGAUCAUAUCCACAUCACGUCCAAACGCAGAGGAUCCCAAGUAGGGACUGAAAAAGAAGAGGCUGUGGUGAGAGAAGAUGUGAGGAUGGAGGUCAUGCUGGGCAAGCCCCACCAGCUCCCCCACCAAUCACGAAAUGGGGUGUCCAGAAGGAAAGUCAGCCGCCACUCUGUCCCCGAAGUGGCUGCUGUCCCUGCUCCCAGUGUUACUGGCACCAUGUCCCAUGGGCACACCUGUGCUCCAGGCUCUCCUGCUCGGCAGACGAAGCAGCAGGAGACCAGGAACUGGAAGGAGGCCCAAGAACAGCUGCUCAGAUACCAGCGGGCAGGUCACAGUCAGCUGCUGCUGCUAUGCCCAGAUCUCAGACAAGAGAGGCAGAAGCUGCCGGAACAGAGCCCACUGAGCAAGGAAAGUGGCAGCUCAAGGCUUUCCCAAGAGAAAAAUGCCACCUGUGGGGGUGCUGAGGCCUUCUGCCUGCAUUCAGUACACCCAGAAACUAUCCAGGAGCAGCUGGGCUCAGGGACUAGUGUGGACAUUUGGGCUGAACGGCAGAAUGCUCAAACUAUUUCUGGAUAGGAAGUAAGGGAGGUGAGACCUGAGCUUCAGAGACAACUAAUAAGGGAGAGUGUGGAUUUUGCAUCUCUUUUGCAACUUUAGGAAGGUGAAAACAAUAAUAUAAAUGCUUAUGGACAGAAGAAUAUCUGAAAUGUCUUUUGUUUUUACUUUUCUUUUUUUAUUAUUAAAUCAUACCUGUGUACAUUAAUGCGAUCAUGAGGCACCAUACACUGUCCGAUCAUAGUCCAAUGCCAGACGAUUAACAGGUUCUCAAACACUUGUUAAUUUUCUACUUACUUUUAACUUACCAGUUUAUAUUCUUGAAUUUGCCACCUUAACAAUAGUAUAAGACUGAUGUGUGCACCAGUAGGAGUUAUUAAGUAUUCUCUGGGAUGAUCAUCCACAAGGGUAUUUUUUUCUUUUCUUUUCUUUUUCUUUCUUUUUUAAGACAAGGUCUCCAUCUGUCGCCCAGGCUGUAGUGCAGUGAUGCAUUACAGUGCACUGUUGCCUCAAAAUCCCAAUUCAGCCUCCUGACUAGAUAGAAUUACAGGUGCUCAGCUAAUCUAAAAAAAAAAUUGUAGAAACUACGUCUUGCUAUAUUGCUAAAGCUGGUCUCAAACUUCUGGCCUCCAGAAAUUCUUCUGUCUAAGUCUCAUAAUGUGCUAGGAUUAUGGGCAUCACCACCAUGCCUGGCCAACUUUGGGCUCCUUUAUAGAAGUGAUUAUGAUAAGGUCUGGUAAUAAAUGGCCAACAAACAUAUGAAAAAAUGAUUAUCCAUAAUCAUCAGAGAUAUGCAAAUCAAAACCACCCUGAGAUAUUACCUAACGCCAAUAAGAAUAGCCCACAUCACAAAGUCCCAAAGCUUCAGAUGCUGGUGCAGAUGUGGAGAGAAGAGAAGACUUUUACACUAUUGGUGGAACAGCAAACUAAUACAGCCUCUAUGGAAAGAAGUAUGGAGCAUCCUCAAAGAACUCAAAAUAGACCUUCCAUUUGAUUCCAAAAUCCCAUUACUAGGUGUCUACCCAGAAGAAAAGGUCAUUUUUUCAUAAGGGAAUUUGAACUGAAUUGUUCAUUUCAGCUCAAUUUACAAUCACCAAGAUGUGGAAUCAACCCAAGUGCCCAUCAAACCAUGAAUGGAUUAAUAAACUGUGGUAUAUGUUUGUAUACCAUUGAAUACUAUUCAGCCAUAAAAAGGUGGAGACUUUACAUCUUUUGUAUUAACCUGGAUAGAGUUGGAGAACAUUCUCUUUAGUAAAUUAUCACAAGAAUGAAGAGCAAGUAUCCAAUGUAUUCAAUACUAACAUGAAGCUAGUAGAACAAAUAUACUCCACACAAGAGAAAAACUCAAUUUCAUUCUUAAAGGAGAAGAGAGGGGGCUGAGAGGAAGGAGGAGGAAGAAUUGGUGUACUCCCACUUAAUGAACGCAAUGUAAGGGUAUAUGGCACACCUCCUGGGUGAGGGGCACAACUACAACAGGGACCUUACCUAACAAAUGCAAACAUUGUAGUCUAAUGGUUUGUACCCUCAUAGUAAUCUGAAAUAAAGAAAAAAGAAAAGGUCUGAUCAGCUAUAUUUCAUUCUGCUGUGUUAUAAAAAAACAUUUCUUCAUCUUGUAGAGACUUUUGGAGAACAGGAGAACACCCUGCUGCCUGAUCUGUCAAAGCUUACUUACCUUUUAACUACAAGGCAACUUCCUGGUUUCUUUUUUUACAAGUAGAUUUUAUUUCAUGGUUUAAAUUUAGUCUGUUUGGGGAGCCCACAGUAGUGUAAGCACACCAAGUUUGCACCUCAUGAGUAUUCACACAUGAAAAUUGACAUUCUCAUGGGCUUUCCUGAGAGUUUAGUUAAGGCAAACUAUGUAAAAAUACUGAAGUUGGGAAA
Messenger RNA from Nycticebus coucang (slow loris), 14384 nucleotides. RefSeq names its product PKHD1 ciliary IPT domain containing fibrocystin/polyductin (gene PKHD1). NCBI's taxonomy places the organism in Eukaryota, Metazoa, Chordata, Mammalia, Primates, Lorisidae. The record is from RefSeq and is a predicted model, not a curated record. The transcript is spliced from 67 exons. The coding region runs from base 237 to 12524 and encodes 4095 amino acids.